Messenger RNA from Chaetomium globosum CBS 148.51, 816 nucleotides. RefSeq lists its product as uncharacterized. The coding region runs from base 1 to 816 and encodes 271 amino acids. Lineage: Eukaryota; Fungi; Ascomycota; Sordariomycetes; Sordariales; Chaetomiaceae. The transcript is spliced from 2 exons. The record is from RefSeq and is a predicted model, not a curated record.
AUGGAGACAGAGACUCGGUCUCGACCCGAGCUGCGUCCAGUUUGGACCGGCCGCGGCGACCAAGCCCACCCUUCUCCUAGGACCGCCGCGCUCUCUGCAACGAGCCCCCUUUACUCAGCCUCUCUGGACUUGCCCAGCCCUAUGCACCCAAUGUCCCCCGGCUACGACCCUAUGAGAGCGCACGAGCGAGCUCUGGUGGAUAAGCUGGACCGGUUCGACCAUCGGGGGAGGCGCGAAUCGCAACUGUCGCCAACCACCGCCCGCUCGCUCUCCCCGAUAUCCGAGCAAACUCGGGAGGCCCGGCGCGAUUCUACCGCUAGCCUGCCCUUGCCCCGCGCCCCGGCGCCAUCCCCGCUGUCUCCCACGCUCAUGAAAUACACCGGCCCGCAGACCCUCGCUGCCCAGACGAGAGAGAUCUUGCUCGGGGGGUUACCUGAUGGGCUACCGCGUUCGCCGUUAGCAUUCUCCAACACCAGCCCCAUCCACGAGCGCCGCCAAUCGCUCCCACCACCGUACCUUAGUGGCCGGCGCAGCAGCCAGCAGAUCCGAGACGACCUCCAACAACGGGGUCAUAAAUAUCACGGCAACAGCCUCGGCGCCGACUUUUUCGUGUCAGCCGUUGCUCUUCGGAGAUAUAGUGACAGCUCCUUGACGGACGACGACAGGGCACCCCUGGAACGGUUGUCCGAAGGGAACCGCCAGUUCGCCAUCCGUGCGGAGUCCUGGGCUAAGACGGUGGCACACGUUUACACCGGUCAGGGAGAGCUGACCGAGGAGAUCAAACAAAACAUCGAGUACCUCGCCGGUAAAGUGUGA